Molecule: messenger RNA, 2162 nt
Organism: Portunus trituberculatus (swimming crab)
Lineage: Eukaryota; Metazoa; Arthropoda; Malacostraca; Decapoda; Portunidae
Exons: 2
Coding region: 138-1085 (315 amino acids)
Source: RefSeq, a predicted model, not a curated record
GAAAGAUCAGCUCGUGUCAUUAUGUCUUGGUAAAAGCUCACUGAAGUACAUCAUAGAAAAUGUCGUUUGUACAAGUGUUGACGUGUCACUCAGACCUGCAGAAUUCCUUACGAUCCAUGACCUAUGACAUAUGAGUAAUGCGAGGAGCCAGUUUGGCGCCAAGCCAUAGUAAGGACGAGGGAAGUGGGGAGGAAGGACAUCAAGCACCAACGACCAUCAUACAGCUCUACCGUCUCCUGAACUUCUUGCAGACACACAUACACCCACACACUGCACACACACACUCCUGUCCAGCCAUGAAGACCUUGCCUUCCCUACUACCUCUGCUGGUAGCGGUUGCAACUGAAUCUGGAAGCUCCCUCACCACCGCUCUGGCUCAUCUGUGCAAUUAUGAAUACAGAGUCAUCGAAAAUGACACAUUCGUUGCCACUGGAAUCUCACACUUAAGCAAUUAUCUAUACAUUAGACCUGAGCCAGGCUUUGAGGGCGUCAGCAUGACGGUGGGGACAACUGAUGGCGAGAAGUACACCGCCUUCUUCCCGAAGCAGGACAAGUGCUUUCAGCACCAAGCGGACUGGUGGCAGAUUUUGAUGGAAUCGUGGCCAUACAACUACACCUCAGACAACACCAACCAUCACGGUCUUUACUUCAGAAUGUGGACUAGUGGAUGUCCCAGGCUGUGCUACCAUACUGCUAUAGUCAACGAAGUUGUGGACGCCAAUAUUACCAUUUAUGGCCCUUCAGCAUGGAAGAACAACCCCCCAGACUCACGCUGCAAGACCGUAAUGAUUAUGAACAAUUAUGACGAGGAACGUGUGCCCUGCAGGUCUUACAAAUCUCCGGAAGGUGACAACAUGAAAACGGGACCUGUUGAGGCUAAACACCCUGUCACGCCAGCGAGCACACGCCCCACAACCACGGCCUCAUCCAUCAGCACAAUUUUCCCAGAAUCUCUGACAGUCUCUCUCAUGGUAGUGCUGGUGCCAGGCAUUGCACUGACACUGGCGGCCACAGGGACGCUGCGUCUAGUCCUGGUUCUGAAGGAACGCAAGAAAAAACGAACAGCAGCACGCCCGACAGUGUAGGAGGUGUCGUCAGCAGAGGCAGAAGGCGCCUUCAGGGAGACCGGCGCCUGAAGGAACACAGCGCGGCCGGCCACGGACCACUUUACCCAUCACUGGGCACACUCAAAGCAUUGCCUUAGUGAACAGAAACAGACAGGAGGGUGUGCAGUGAUGCAGUGCUCAGGGCCCAGUGUUCCCGCCAGCUGCUUCUGUCAAGUUGUAUUCCACUUUUGAUAGUAUCUCAGGCCUUGUUUGAAAUACUCUUGUUCUCUCAACAGGGCUGUUAUCAAAGACCACAGAAGUGAUAAGUUGUGUUCUUAUAUCAUUUCAUUAUCUUUUACUUGGCGAUUUAGAACUGCUGUUAAACUGUGACUGGAAUUACGAAAGCAACAUUCAUAAUCUAAAAAGCAGGAUUACCAAACAACCUCUUCAUCUUUUCUAUGGUUCAUCUUCAUGUAAGCAAAACGCGUAUAAGAAUCACGUUCAACAAAAAUCUAUUUCCUCUGUUGUUGGCCAUUAUUGUACUCUAAAAGAAUACAUCUGGUUGAAUAAUGAAUGGUCUAACGUGUAGGAUGAUGCAACAUUCAGAUCCCGUGACAGCGAUUCGAAUCCGUUCAAACCACGUCGAGUUUCCAAGCGUUUGAGUAUCCGGUGUUGUGUUUUCAACGAACCGUGAAGUCACGAUGUUGAGUCAUAACUUAAAAUGUCGGUAAAUUUUUAUCUAUAUUUCUAUAACUAGGUUUUGAAUUUGCUCGUCUCUUUUUCUUUUCUCCUUUUUUUUUUCUUCUUUUUUAGUAGGGGCGAGGGAGCCGCAAGUUUCUAUUUCACUGAAGUCGACGUCCCUUAUACACACACACAAAAAAAAAUAAACAUCGUACUAAUGAAGAGACUGAAAUAAAAGAAAAUAUAAUCGUGUUUCUUAUGUUACCAAUUUGUAUUUGUAGAUGUAAGUCUGCCUUCUCUGUGUCUGUAGAUGUAAGUCUGCCUUCCCUGAGUCAUGAGUCUCGAUGCUGAGGACAUUGUCGGGUCCUCAUUUCCUCGCCUUGCAUCCUCUGUCUGUUCAAGUAGAAGUGCAAUAAACAGAUUCACACACCGUUA